UACUCUAAUAUAUACCUAGGGAUGAAGUCCAAAACAAAACAAGUCUAUCUGGCAUGUUAUGCAGUAAGCAAAUGUGACGCAUGGUGAUCUUGUAUUCACCUAGUGUAGUUUACGGGAGCGAACGUAGAUAACGUAGAUUAAAUAAUUUCAGUGCAAGCUAAAAGUUGUCACUUCGCAAGUACUCUACGCGGUGCAGAACUGUAGCAAGCAGGUUUGAUAGCCUUAAAUUACCAUUUGAUCCGAUUCGUCGAAGGGCUAAAUUCAACCUUCGCGCAGUAACGUUACGGUUUCUAGUAGCAAGUGCACUGAUUAACUCGAUUUUUUAAAAAGUGUUCUCUAUUUUCACACGGUCCAAUUCUGCCUAUCACCCUCUGGUGGUGAUCGAGGGAGCGAAGAAUUCUCCACAAGUGACUGCCAGUUCAGAAGAUGGCGGAAGGCGAACUGAACGUGGAUAGCCUCAUCUCUCGGCUUCUGGAAGUGCGGGGAUGUCGUCCUGGGAAGAUCGUGCAGAUGUCGGAGGCGGAGGUGCGGGGGCUGUGCAUCAAGUCCCGUGAGAUCUUCCUCAGCCAGCCCAUCCUGCUGGAGCUGGAGGCUCCGCUCAAGAUCUGCGGCGACAUCCACGGGCAGUACACGGACCUGCUGCGGCUCUUCGAGUACGGAGGCUUCCCGCCCGAAGCCAACUACCUGUUUCUGGGGGACUACGUGGACCGAGGCAAGCAGUCGCUGGAGACCAUCUGCCUGCUGCUGGCCUACAAGAUCAAGUACCCCGAGAACUUCUUCCUGCUGCGCGGGAACCACGAGUGCGCCUCCAUCAACAGGAUAUACGGCUUCUACGACGAGUGCAAGCGCAGGUUCAACAUCAAACUCUGGAAAACCUUCACCGACUGUUUCAACUGCCUGCCCAUCGCCGCUAUCAUUGACGAGAAGAUCUUCUGCUGCCACGGAGGUCUCUCUCCUGACCUCCAGUCCAUGGAACAAAUCCGCAGAAUCAUGAGGCCAACUGAUGUCCCUGAUACAGGUUUGCUGUGUGACCUGCUGUGGUCAGACCCAGAUAAGGACGUGCAGGGCUGGGGGGAGAACGACCGGGGCGUGUCCUUCACCUUCGGGGCCGACGUGGUCAGCAAGUUCCUGAACCGCCACGACCUGGACCUCAUCUGCAGAGCGCAUCAGGUGGUGGAGGACGGGUACGAGUUCUUCGCCAAGCGGCAGCUGGUGACCCUGUUCUCGGCCCCCAACUACUGCGGGGAGUUCGACAACGCCGGAGGCAUGAUGAGUGUGGACGAGUCCCUCAUGUGCUCCUUCCAGAUCCUGAAGCCAUCAGAAAAGAAGGCCAAGUACCAGUACGGGGGAGUGAAUUCGGGGCGCCCCGUCACCCCGCCUCGCACCGCCCAAGCCCCCAAAAAGAGGUGAGCGGCCAGCCUUACCCUGCUGGCCGUCCUCCGAUUGCCCCUCACUGUACCCCUGUACCCCCCCCCCCCCCCUCUCUCCUCUGCCUCUAGGGAGCUGUCCAGCCCAUCUUCCACACUGACCGAUCUUUUCUGGUAUACGUGUAUAUACGUUUUGCUGUGACCAAUCAAUAUCUAUUUUUUUUUUUGCUUUUUUUUUUUUUUGUUUUUGGUCUGUAUUUUUCAAAUAUAAAUAUUGUUGUGUCUUCUGAUUCCGUAAAUUGUUUCUCCGCUCCCACUACUCGGUGAAGCAAUAUAAAACAGCAUAUCGAGAAGAGCAACCUUGUAUGAAUGAAAAACGUAGAUUUUGCUUCGGUCCGGGUGAAUGUACGAAACAUGGUAUCUGUGAAUUCAGCCGCUUCUCAGAUUAGUCUGUGAACUGUGAGUUGAUCUUGGCUGCACUGUAAGACGGUCUUUGAUCGACCCGUGUGACCAUCUGAAACCUACUUCUGUUAAACUGACCAAGAUUGUGUCUGAGACUUAGGGCUCAGUCAGUUGAGCACAAACUCAUUUGAAUGAAGGGAGAUUUGAACGCAUGUUGCCAAGUAAACUGUAAAACAGUAGUGACACAUGCUAUCUCUCUCUCUUUCACUCUCUCUCUCUCUCUCUCUCUCUCUCUCUCUCUCUCCCACCCCCACACACACACACACACACACACACACACACAUUUGCAUAUGCGUGCACAAUGAGGACCAUACAGCAGUUAACUGUAAGAGUCGAGGUGCGUAGAUAAAGCCAUGACAAGAAGCCAAAUUACUCUUGAGGAAUCCCCAGUACACCACUGCAGGUAGGCAGGAUGCAUGUAGGACCCGCGGAGAACCAUGAGGUCAAAGGGCACACUCUUCCAGUGCCUUUUGCCCUGCCUCUUAUCAAGCCUGCAGUCUGGGACCUUGUGGACCCACAUUGUGGGGGUCCGCUUUUCCCCAUCCAGUGUCGGCAAUAGGAAAGCAGUAAAUGGUACCAACCUCGUGCCCUCCGAACCCCCGCCGCAGUGGCUAAAGUUGAGCAGGGCCUCUCGUGGGUCUUGGCAAGGAGCUGAAUGUCUCCCUGUUCUAGCACACGCCAUUUUAGUCAGCCCUCCCCAGUCCAUUCCACACAACACAAUUCCUUUGAACCUAUCCCCAUGUAAUGAACACAUGAAUGUUUGAUCUUUACUGUUAUCGACAGCCAUCGUGUAGUUCCACAGACCACGGUACUCAAGGUGUGCGGCUUAAACUUCCGUUGAAUGUAUUAAGAAAGCAGGGUUGGGAAUCUUGAUCUCCCCCCAUUUUUCAGAAUUUGGGUUUAGCUGAAGGACUAUGGGGCAGUUGCCUCAUAAGGACUGUCCAGGCUCUUUUUGCACUCAUAGCAUAGACACCCUCGCUAUGGUACGACUCUGCAGGUUAAAGCUUGGCUGAAAGCGUAGUGGCAGUGGAUGUGGUUUGUCAAGUUUUCACACCAAAUUCAGUCAAAUGGCAGAAAUGUUUUGUUGUGCGCCCUUUUUUUUUUUUUUUUUUUUGCCCCAGGAGGAUGAAGGAUAUUCUAGUAUUGUGGGUGCUCUUUGAAAGUCUGACAUUCCUUGUUACUGUGGAUCUGUUGCCCAGUGGGUAGACUCCCCAGUUUUUCGAAAUGAGGCCUCAUUUAGUUUAUUUCAUAUUUUGUAUGUUUUCGAGUUUAUAUUUAUGCUUUGUUGACCUUUUUUUUUUGUUAAUUUAUUUCCUCAUUCUGGGACACAAUAGUUACAAAAAGCAGUUUUCAAGAUUUGUACAAGGUUCUGUUUCAAAACUCUUUGAAUUCAAUAAAUGUAACUGCAAAGUAAA
This is a messenger RNA of Conger conger (European conger), 3244 nucleotides long. RefSeq names its product serine/threonine-protein phosphatase PP1-beta catalytic subunit-like. Gene Ontology annotation, molecular function: protein serine/threonine phosphatase activity. The transcript has 8 exons. Gene Ontology annotation, biological process: regulation of circadian rhythm; circadian regulation of gene expression. The coding region runs from base 427 to 1410 and encodes 327 amino acids. The record is from RefSeq and is a predicted model, not a curated record. Gene Ontology annotation, cellular component: nucleus; cytoplasm. Lineage: Eukaryota; Metazoa; Chordata; Actinopteri; Anguilliformes; Congridae.